AGGUCACACUCAACCAUGACCUCUGCUGCCAAUCAACCGGUUUCUGUUCCCAGCUGUUCCUCAUUUCACCGGUUGAUCAACCAGCCAAUCCCGGUCUAUUAUUCAUCCUCCUGUACUGCUUUAAAUCACCUGCUCACCACUGGAAAGGGGGAUUAUUUUUCUGACACGCUUUCUGGAGUUCUGAGGGACCCUACUUUGUCUUUGGCGACACUUUUUUUUUCCCCUUCAGUUUUUUGGACCUUUCAACCUUUGGGCGGAAGAAGCUCGACCCGCAUGGAGGAGAGGAGACAUAUGGAGCAGCUGAUACAAGCCUAUGGGAUGUGUGAGGACAUGACUACAGAACAAGAAUGUUUAAACACUCAAGAUCAACCAGAGAUGGAGCAGCUGUUGGAAGACAAAGUACAAAAGGUACAAGCCUACGAGAUGAGUGAGGACAUGACUACACAACAAGAAUGUUUAAACACUCAAGAUCAACCAGAGAUGGAGCAGCUGAUGGAGGACAAAGUACAAAAGGUACAAGCCUACGGGAUGAGUGAGGACAUGACUACACAACAAGAAUGUUUAAACACUCAAGAUCAACCAGAGAUGGAGCAGCUGUUGGAAGACAAAGUACAAAAGGUACAAGCCUACGAGAUGAGUAAGGACAUGACUACACAACAAGAAUGUUUAAACACUCAAGAUCAACCAGAGAUGGAGCAGCUGUUGGAAGACAAAGUACAAAAGGUACAAGCCUACGAGAUGAGUGAGGACAUGACUACACAACAAGAAUGUUUAAACACUCGAGAUCAACCAGAGAUAGAGCAGCUACUGGAAGACCAAGUACAAAUAGUGCAAGCCUGCGGGCUGAGUGAGGACAUGACUACACAACAAGAAUGUUUAAACACUCAAAAACAACUAGAGACAAGUGAACAUGCUGAGUCAGCCGUACCAUCCUUGGUCCAUGAAGGGACGAAUAAGGAUUCUGAUGGGGAAAUUUCUGAAGAUACAGAUAGUGACACCUCAUCCUCAUCCUCCUCCUCCUCACUUUUUUCACAUGCCACCAUGAUUGAAAUUGAUGACGAUGAGGGUUCAAACCGAACAGCUAUCUUCAAAACAAAAGAUGAACUUUUACUAGAGGAUCUUCCUGCGGUGGAGGAGCUGAAUGUGUCAUUACCAGAUGCUGUUGCGCUAACACCAGUAGGGACUGUAUCCAGCAUUAUACAGAAGCUUGUAAUAAUCCAGAGUCUGAAAGACACAACCCCUUUGACUGAUGACAGCCUCAUCUUUCGAUCUGAUCGACUAGCUUUGGGCAAGGUUUUUGAAGUUUUCGGUCCUGUUUACAGCCCCCUCUAUGUUUUGCGUUUUAACUCGCCAGAGGAAUUGAGCAACAAGGGGCUGACACUUGGAUUGACCGUUUAUUGUGCACCAGAUAUGGAAGAGUACACAGGAUACAUUCUCAUUCAACAACUCAAUCUUUUAAAGGGCUCUGAUGCAUCCUGGAAAAAUGACCAAGAACCUCCAGAAGAGGCGUUGGACUACAGUGAUGACGAGAAGGAGCAGCAAGCUAAAAAAGCAAAAAACGCCAAAAAGAAGCAGAAAAACUACAAAGAAAACCAUGCUCAGGGUACUGCACACCAUGAGCAGCAUCACCAAGCUGUCACAGGUGCAACACAAACACAUACUGGGGCUCAGUUCAGCCACCAGUACUUGAACAAUAUCCAACCAGUCAUUCCUCAUUCUCAUCCACCGCCUCAGCACACAAAUUUUCCUCAUAUGUACCCACCAUCUCCCUACCUCUACCCAUCCCUUCCUCCACCUCCAAUUGCUUUUCCUCUUUACCCACCACCUCCAUCGUUUUUUAGUCCUUCAUACUCCUCCGCACCCUGGCUACAUAAUGUCCCUUUCUCGCACAUUCCUCCCCCGGCCCCUCCUCCUGAGUGAAACUUAGCAUGUUGGGAGUUUAUUUUACUCUAUAUGUAUACUGUCACCUGGAAUUAUUACAAAACCCAGUGCAAAAAUGUGUAAAUUAAAAAUAUUUUCAAAAUGUA
Molecule: messenger RNA, 2027 nt
Organism: Nerophis ophidion (straightnose pipefish)
Lineage: Eukaryota; Metazoa; Chordata; Actinopteri; Syngnathiformes; Syngnathidae
Gene: naf1
Product: nuclear assembly factor 1 homolog (S. cerevisiae)
Exons: 15
Coding region: 16-1920 (634 amino acids)
Biological process (GO): pseudouridine synthesis; ribosome biogenesis; box H/ACA snoRNP assembly
Cellular component (GO): sno(s)RNA-containing ribonucleoprotein complex
Molecular function (GO): RNA binding
Source: RefSeq, a predicted model, not a curated record